Lolium perenne is the source of this 825-nucleotide messenger RNA. RefSeq lists its product as uncharacterized. The record is from RefSeq and is a predicted model, not a curated record. Lineage: Eukaryota; Viridiplantae; Streptophyta; Magnoliopsida; Poales; Poaceae.
AUGACGAUUCUGAAGGACCCGAGGAUACCUAGCACGCCCUUGAGGACAGCGAUGUCCAAGAGGAGGAAACCGCUGAAGAUGAUGCCUUUCUCAGGAGCAGACGUCGCAAGCAGCUAUGCCGAUGAUGAUGACGAUGUUCCUCUCGCAAAGAGGGCUAAACUAGCUUCUGAGAGAGCAGCGUCGGCUAAAGAAUCAAACCCUUCUCCUGCCAAGUCGACACCUCCAUCCCGAACGGGUGUAGAGAAGGUCCCAGUGUCGAGAGUUAUUCCUUCCGAUGAUGCUCCCACGCCGCCGGCUGGCCGCGAUCACCCAAUUUACGCUACAGUCGAUGCUGUGGCGGAUUUUGCUGAACAAUUUACUCGUCUCGAAGCUGAAAAUUCUCAACUUCGGAAGGCCGUCAAAUCUUCGGCUGAUCAGGUGGUCGAAGCCAACAGACUUGCUGCCGAUGCCAAAAGUGAGAAUACUUCGUUGAAGGAAGAAGUAAGUCGGCUGAAGCGUCAAAUGAAGGAUGACCAAGAUGCCAGGCGUGCAGCGGCUGCUGCGAUUGAUGAGAAGGAGGGUGUCCUCCGCGAAUCCAUCAAGGGUUUACUGGAGGCCGCCAACUUAACUGUCAGUCGUCGUCAUCAGCUUCGGGAGGAUUCUACGGCCGACGCCUUGUCACUUGCUGCUGAGUCAAAUGUCCAGAUCCUCAGAUUGCUGCAGAAGUCCAAGGGAGCGCUGUCGAAGUUAUACUCGAUGAUCUUCCCUAAGGCGAAGCUAGACAAGACUCUCGACGAGAUGGCCGAAGCCUUCCUUAUCGAUCCCUCCGAACCUGUAGAGGUAUAG